Molecule: messenger RNA, 4656 nt
Organism: Gigantopelta aegis
Lineage: Eukaryota; Metazoa; Mollusca; Gastropoda; Neomphalida; Peltospiridae
Exons: 6
Coding region: 1-3969 (1322 amino acids)
Biological process (GO): Notch signaling pathway; protein ubiquitination
Source: RefSeq, a predicted model, not a curated record
AUGGCAUCAAACAUGAGCAGUCACACAUCGUCAUUUAAGUCCAAUGAUAAAACUACAUCCUUUGAAUCAUCAUCUGUUACUAGUGAUACAGCAUUACAGUCAUGUGUCUCUGAUGGUGACAAGACUGGCAGGGUGUUGGAAGGAAGCUAUUAUGAAGGUGAAGAUAUACAUUCCAAGAGUCUUCCUGUGAACAGAUUGCAACUUGAUAAAAACCAAAAUAAGUUUCUACAGGAAAGAAAACCUGCAUGGGACUAUGUUAUUCAGCAGUUAAAGUCAGUAGUUGAGGGUUGUGAAAUAUAUCUGGAUGACCAUUGUUUGAAAUGUGUUCAUGUGGAAAAUACUGACUUGGCAAAACUGAAAAACAAACUUUCAGAGGUGAUUGUGGAAUUUAAAGUUGACAUCAAUCCUCUGAAGCAGGUGUUUUCAGACACUGAGUGUGAACAAAUACUGGAAAACAACCUUGCAUAUAAAUGUGGCAUGUUUAUUAUGUUAUCAAAUGAAGAAUCCAACGAACUUUGUGCUAUUGAACAAGGUCUUGGCGAUACUGGAACCUGUGUUGUUCAUUUGAUAAAGCUUGAUAAUCAACAGAUUAAACUUUUUGAAAAUCCAGAAGUUAAGACUUUUCUCAUUACAGAAAUGAAGACGCAUGAAUAUGAUCUCAUGUUUGAUGAAAAAGAUCCAUCUGUUGCUUCUGUGAAGGUUAAAGAUGUGGAAAUGUUGGAAAAAGCUAAACUUUAUUUUGUGGACUUAGUUGUACGCCAUUCUGUUGAAACUAAAAUUUUCAAACCAUCCUAUUUGUCAGUAGAUGAACUAAUACAACUGCUUAAGCAAACAAGAAGAGAUGGAAAGCUCUAUGUGGAAUUAAAUAAUGAUGUGAUAACAUUUAUUUCAACUAAAGAUAUAGAUGAAAGUGUUUGCAGAAUAUUUAACAAAAUCAUCACUGAUGGUGUUGCAGAUGAUAUUCAAAUGUCAAGAGACAUUUACACAAAUUUCCGUCAUGACUGGGAGAAAAAUAUGAUACACGACCUGUUACAGGAAGAAAAUCCUGUGAUUAUUGAGCCAUUUGAAAAGGAUGACAAGUAUGGAUUGACAUUAAAGGGGACUAAGACUGGGGUUCAGAAUGUGAAAUCAUUUGUAUACAAAAUGGUGGAUUCAAUUCAAGAAAAACAUUCAAAACUAAAACCCACUAAUCGACCACAAAAGCAGCUAACAGGAAACAAAUAUGUGAAUGAAAAUUUACAUUCCUUAACUUACACAGAAUUGUCCUGUGAGCAUGCAACUGGUAGUUUAGAUUUUCAAGGGAAUCUUGUUACUGUAGAACUGCCAGUAGCCAGCACUACUCAGAACUGUGAUAAUGAAGUCUCAAGAUUGGACUCCAACAAAAAGGUUAGUUGUGGAUCACACCUGUCAGCAGCUACUACUAAAAAGACACCAGAGAAGACAGAUCACAAAACAGCAAAACAUACCACUGCAUCAUUUGUAAAGGAGUCUAGUUCAACUUCAACAGUUUCUCAGUCAGGUUCUGGUGGUGCAAGACCCAAACAGCCAAUGCAGACCAGAAAAGGUAAAACUGAAGAAUUUCCUGACAAAACAGUUGAUCAAAUUGAGUAUGAGGCUAUCAAGAACUUGAUUGGAAAUAAGCUGUUUCAAAGAUUUUGUACUGCAGAGCAAAUGACUGAUAGAGUGAAAAUAUGUUUUAUUCCUGGUUUACCUGAUUCUUACAAUGAAUUUGAGUGCAUGUACCAGAAAAUAAUAGGUUUGGUAAGGUAUGACAUUGAUCUUUCACCUUCAGAUUCAGAAAAAGCAAGAAAUGUUGCACAGAACAUUUCAUCAGAAUUCAAAGGUGUCUUUUUCAAAUGUUGCCAUGACAGACUGGUGAUCAUUGGAGAUGAUAGAGAUGUUACAGAUGCAGCAAAAAACAAAGCAAACGUUUUGCUUGGAAAAUCAAAACCUACCAGACGUGUACAAAGACAGUACGCAACAAUCAAAGAUGUGAGUGAGAGUUCACAUUCCUCAAAUGCUGAAGCAUUGUCCUCUUCUAAGUAUAUCACUGGCAGCUUAGAUUUCCAAGGGAAUCUUCUUACUGUUAAAGUUUACAACACAGAUAUCACUAAGCUGAAAGUUGAUGUUGUUGUUAAUGCUGCUAAUGGACAACUGGAUCAUAGUGGUGGUGUUGCAUCUUACAUUGCAAAAGCUGCCGGUGAUGACCUUGUAAGAGAAAGUCGAGAUUACAUCAAGAAAUAUGGUGACAUUUCUGUAACUAAACUUGCAGUAACCAACGCAGGAAGAAUGCCCUGUAAGAAAGUGUUCCAUGCUGUAGGACCAAGAUGGAAUGCUUACAGAGAUAGUGAAAAGAAAGUAUGCUUGGAGGAUCUGCUGAAAACUAUCUUGAGAUGUCUGUGUGCUGCCAGAAAUCUAAAUAUGACAUCCAUUGCCAUACCAUCCAUCAGUUCAGCAAUCUAUGCAGUACCAAAGGAGUAUUGUGCAGAGAUGUAUGUAAGAGCUGCAAAAAGUUUUGACCAGUAUGUACAAGGAGGCUCUUUGAAGGAAGUCCAUUUUGUGGACGUGAAUACAGAAAUGGUGGAUUUGAUUCAGAAAACAUUUAAGAAAGACUGGAACAAACCAGCUGAAAAGGGAAAUGUAAAGAAGUAUGAAGCCAUCAUCAAUAACAUGUUGGGCAAAUAUUCAGUUCCUGUGACCAGUUCUGGUAAAAUCUCUGAUUCUUCUUUAAAGAACAUGAAUAAAGUCAACAAAUUCACCAAUGAUCCUAAUGAGAAUGGUAAUAAUAAGGAUCCAGAAUUCACUACAAUGCCCAUUAGUGAAUCUGAAUUCUCAGCAAGCAGUGAAAAACUACCAGACAUAUUAAUAUCUAGUGGCCACAUCACACACGCAAACACGGAUGCCAUAGUUUGCUGGCAAGAUGUAAAGGUUUCAGGGAAAUUUAGAGUAGCUAGAGAUGUUGCUGAGGCUGCUGGACAAGAGUACAACAGAGCAUUAAGAUCAAGUAUGGUAAAUAAAGUUGAAUAUGGACAUGUUUUCCACACUACUGGAGGAGGACUGAAGAAGUUAGUGAUUCAUGCUUUUGUAUCAGAAGCAUCAUCUUCAGAAGCUGACCUGGAAGAAAUUGUUGAUUUUAAGAAGAUUGUCAGCAAGAUUCUGAAUGUGGCCGAUGCUUUGGAAUUAUCAUCUGUGGGGUUUCCUGUUUUGAUGACACGUAAAGAUGCCAGUUUAAAACGUUUCAGCAAAGACAUCUUUGAAGCCAUCCUGGCAUUUGCAACUGAAAACCCAUCAUCAUCUGUAAAACACUUUCUGAUAGUUGACCAAGAUAAGGGUCAUGUCCAGAUGAUGCAGUGUAAUAUUGAUGAGCUGAAAAAGGUUCAUUCAAACUCUUCAUCACAAGCUAUUAAGCAGCGUCCACGAGAUGACGGGCAUAACAGUGAACCAGAGACUUGUGCCUGCUGCCAACAUGGAUCAUCUGUUACAAGUUUAACAAAGUGUAAACACCCUCAGUGUCAAAACUGCAAACCAAAAGCCGUCAAACCAGUCUAUGGAAAUAUGCCAAAGGGCACAAUGAAGUAUGAUAUUUGGAAAUCGUCUGUAGAAGGAUAUCCUGGAUGUGGCACAAUAGUUAUCAAGUAUUCAAUUGGUUUUGGUUACCAACAGAAAGAACAUCCUAGACCUGGUGACUGGUACAUGGGUACAGAUAAGAUGGCAUUUUUGCCAAACAAUGCAGAGGGGCGAACAGUGUACAAAAUGUUGAAGAUUGCUUUUGAGAGACGUCUGACCUUCACUUUUGGGAAAAAUGAGAAUGGAUUGGAUGGUGUUGUAUUUGAUAUUCCUCAUAAAACAAAGACAGCUGGAGGUCCACAGAAGAAUGGCUAUCCAGAUCCUAAAUACCUGAAAGAGGUUCGAGAACAACUGGCCAGAAAAGGUAUCACAGAGGAAGAUCUCGUUGGAACAGAUGUUUGAAGCGUCUAACAGAUCAAUAUACAGUAUACAUGUAGUGGACAGCAGAGUAAUAACUUUUUUGAAAUCUUCCCUUGGUAAAAAAAACCCACACCAAAAUGUAAAUAGUUUUCAUUAUGUAUUACAUUGUGUUUUGUAUAAUGAUGUUAUGAUCAAUAUGUUUUAAAUAGCAAAUGUAUUAUUAUUACUUUUAAUUUUUAACACACUUUUCAUAACUCAAGAUGAGUCUUUCUCAUUUUAUGUUUGAACAUUUCAUAAUAUUGUAUUUUAUGUAAAGGGACUGAGUUUUUCACUGUCUGAAUUCAUCUUCUUUGUUUUUGAUAAAUUAGUUUGUAUAAAGUAGUUUUGGUUUGACUGAAAUGCUGAAAACUGACUUUUGAGUAUGGUAUAGAAUUUUCAAAGAUUUUUUUCCACUUAAAAUUAUUUUUAAACAGCUCAGAAAUAUAUGUAUUACAUUGUGCUUGUAUAUUUUCUUACUCAUAUUGUCAGGAUGAUAACUAUAAUUAUAACAAUCUGUACAUGGAUGUAUACUCUAACUCGUUUGAUAAAUAAACCUUGAUAUACAUUUUUGUUUUAAACAUUCCGACACAAAUAUGGAUUUUAUUUCUGUAUGUAGUGUAUUAAAUGAAAUAUAUUCAAGAAGUUAAGUUGACUUAGGCUAUUAUAUCAGUUAUUAUUCUGAUAAACCUU